This is a messenger RNA of Empidonax traillii (willow flycatcher), 3377 nucleotides long. It is a transcript of the gene MOCOS, whose product is annotated as molybdenum cofactor sulfurase. Gene Ontology annotation, molecular function: molybdenum ion binding; pyridoxal phosphate binding; molybdenum cofactor sulfurtransferase activity. Bases 97 to 2721 code for a protein of 874 amino acids. The record is from RefSeq and is a predicted model, not a curated record. The transcript is spliced from 15 exons. Gene Ontology annotation, biological process: Mo-molybdopterin cofactor biosynthetic process. Lineage: Eukaryota; Metazoa; Chordata; Aves; Passeriformes; Tyrannidae.
GCAGUGCCCGCCGGCGGGGAGGCUCCGCUGCCUGGCCGCUGUUCUUGCCAGACUUUCGGGCUGCUCUCCUUUUCGCAGACUUUCCGUGCCCGCGGCAUGGCCGGGCUGUCACAAGGAGAGCGCCUGUCCUUCCGCGCCUUCCGGGCCGCCCGGCCCGCCGGGUGCGAGUACGGGUACGGGCACGGAGACGGGCUGAGCGGGCUCCGGGAGCGAGAGUUCCCCCGGCUCCGAGGGAUUACUUACCUUGACCAUGCUGGUUCAGCACUUUUCCCAGAGAGUCUACUAAAAGCUUUUACUGAUGACCUCAGAAACAACGUUUAUGGCAACCCUCAUAGUCAGAAUAUCAGCAGCAAGCUGACAUAUGACACAAUCGAGCAUGUCCGAUACAGAAUAUUGCAACACUUUCACACUACUGCUGAGGAUUACACCAUCAUUUUCACAUCUGGAUGCACAGCUGCGCUUAAACUGGUAGCAGAAUCAUUCCCUUGGAUACCUGAAGGCACAAAGCAACCCAGCAGUCGAUUUUGUUACUUAACUGACAGCCACACAUCUGUGGUGGGUAUGAGGGGGAUAACUGCCUCAAUGAAUGUCUUGUCUGUUCCAGUAACACCACAAGAAGUCUUGUUAGCUGAAAGCAGGUUACCAGCUGAAGAACAAAACUGCCCGACACCUCAUCUUUUCUCUUACCCAGCUCAGAGCAAUUUUUCUGGUACCAAAUAUCCCCUUUCAUGGAUACAGAACAUAAAAUCUGGAAAACUCUGCCCCAUCAAAGCACCAGGGAAGUGGUUUGUUCUACUUGAUGCAGCUUCAUACGUGAGCAGUUCUCCAUUAGACCUGGGAGUUCACCAAGCUGACUUUAUCCCCAUCUCAUUCUAUAAAAUCUUUGGUUUCCCAACUGGUUUAGGAGCAUUAUUGGUAAACAACCGGAUUGCUCCCCUCUUGAGGAAGACCUAUUUUGGAGGUGGAACUGCAGCUGCCUACCUCGCAGGAAAAGAUUUUUAUUUCCCAAGGAAAUCGAUAUCAGAAAGGUUUGAAGACGGCACAGUCUCUUUUCUUGAUAUCAUUGCUCUGAAACAUGGAUUUGAUGUUCUGGAAAAACUUACAGGUGGAAUGGAGAAAAUAAAACAACAUACCUUUGCAUUAGCUCACUACACCUAUACUGUGCUUUCUAACUUAAAAUAUGCCAAUGGGGCUCCUGUAGUUCGUAUUUACAGUGAUACAGAUUUCAGCAGUCCUGAUGUCCAGGGUCCAAUCAUUAAUUUUAAUGUGCUUGAUGAAAACGGAGAAGUACUCGGCUUUUCACAGGUGGACAAGAUGGCCAGUCUCCAUAACAUACAUGUCCGCACAGGUUGCUUCUGUAACACAGGAGCCUGCCAGAUGCAUUUGGAUAUAAGCAAUGAGGACAUCCAAAGGAACCUGCAGGCUGGCCAUGUUUGUGGAGAUGAUAUAGACCUAGUUGAUGGACGUCCCACUGGUUCUGUGAGAAUAUCCUUUGGCUACAUGUCUUCUUUUGAAGAUGCACAGACCUUUUUGAAUUUCAUCAUAGCCACCAGACUCUCCAAAUCAGACACUGAGAUUCCUUUCAAGUCUGUUACGAAGCUGACAACAGAGUCUGUUCCAGAUGACCUCCCUUCCUUUAACAAUGCAGAUAAAUUGUCUCCAAUACUACAAAUCUCAGGUGGAGACCUCAGGAGUAAUCUGUCUGUGACGAAGACAUCUGUCAACUGGCAGCCACUGGAGACUGAGGCCGAAAGCAUAAGGGCAGCUGUUUCAGAGACUGCAGUGCCAACGUGUAGGAAAGGUGGCAAGCCCAUCACUGUUGCCAACAUUUACCUCUACCCAAUCAAAUCCUGCUCUGCAUUUGAGGUUACAGAAUGGCCGGUGGGAAAUCAGGGUUUGUUGUACGACCGAAAGUGGAUGAUUGUAAACCAGAAUGGAGUCUGCAUGACUCAGAAGCAGGAGCCAAGGUUGUGCCUUAUAAAUCCUUCGAUUGAUCUGAAGCAAAAAAUCAUGGUUAUUCAGGCAGAAGGCAUGGACCCAAUAUCUGUAUCACUAGAAGACAAUGCUGAAAAAGAGGCUGUGGUCUGUGAGAGUAAAGUCUGUUCACACAGGGUAAAAACAUAUGACUGUGGAGAAAGAAUUGCUGGAUGGUUCUCUAUGUUUCUUGGUCGUCCGUGUCGCUUGAUAAGACAAAGUUCAGACAUGAAAAGCAAGUUACAUCAGAAAAAUACAGAAGGUCCGUCAUCUGCUAAAAACAUCUCACUCUCUCUCGUGAAUGAAGCACAAUACCUCCUGAUAAAUGUGGCAAGCAUCCUGCAGCUGAAAGAACACAUUUCUGCAAGAUUGGAAAAGCCAUUGGAAAUACAGGAAUUAAUCCAACGUUUCCGUGCCAACAUUGUUGUCAAUGCACCAGAGUCCUUUGAGGAAGAAGAGUGGGCUGAAAUUUCAAUAGGUGCCCUGCAAUUCCAGGUUGUAGGUCCAUGUAGCAGAUGUCAAAUAAUCUGCAUUGAUCAACAAUCUGGGGAACGAAACAAAGAAAUUCUGCAGUCUCUGUCUGCUGCCAGAGGCAGAAAGACAAACUUCGGCAUAUACCUGAUGAACCAGCCCUUGCACUCAUCCUUUUCAGGUGUUUUAUCAGUUGGGUCCCAAGUACUUCCAGUGCUGAAGGAGAAUACAGAAAUUCAGCCGCCACCAUCCAGUGAAGAAAAAUGUUCAGGAUAGAUUCUCUGGUGGAGAUGAAAUGUUUAUGCAUCUUCAGGGAAAACUCAGUAGUCAGUUACUCAAAAGAAAAAAAAAAAAAAAAAGAAAAAAAGAAAGCAGACUUCCACUCAUUUGCUGCUGGUUUAAGUCUUUUAAUUUUCUGUUUGCUGUAAAUGUUAUCAGAUGGCAAAACUUUUGAUAAUUACAGCUCACCUACAUGUUUUUGCUUGUGAUUAGGUUACAGCAGCCAUAACUCUAUUUUGCACAAUUGCUUCAGAAUGCAACAGGUUUGAUCAAGUUUUACUGGUGGAUGACUCCCAAAACAAGUCCGACUUAGUUGUCAGAAAGCCACAUCUCAAUGAAGGAAAGUAAAUACAACAAUACUCUACUUCCUUAUGCUACUUUGUUAAAACCACAAUGAGGAGAGAGGAUGCAAGACAUAUUUUCGAAACAGUGUGGGUGGGAAGGAAACACUGGGAGAGCAGCGUGAGAGUAGCAAUGCAUUCAGCUUUUCAAAAAUGAAACUGAAGGUGAUGUGUAGGCAGUAUAAAAGCAUCAGAAAAGAGAGAAUUAUUGGGAAAUCUGUGUCUCCCCCUUCAGAAGUGAUGUGUGAGGAUGUCAACAAGUCUCAAAAAUCAAUGAAGAUUCAGGAUGCCAUUUGCAAAACACAUUCCUGG